AUGUCUGCCUGGCCCUCGCCCACCGCCUCGCCCUCGCAGGCAAAGUCGCUCCGCCUGCUGCGCGCCCUCCUGCGCGAGGCCUCGUACCUGCCCGACGCCGCCGCCCGCGACUACUUCCGCCGCUACGCCGUCGCCCGCUUCAGGGCCUACCAGCCGGCCGACCAUGCCACGGCCUCGUUCGACGUGCUCGCGCUCGCAAAGCACCGCCACCGCGCCUUCAAGCGCCGCCACCUCGCCGUCAUCCGCGCCCGCACCGCCCAGCAGCAGCGCCAGGCGCACAAGGGCCUGAACCUCCUGCGCCGCGCCAACCAGGGCGAGGGCCCCUGUCUCGAAAAGGUGCUGUGGUUCACCUACGGCCGUCUGGGCCGCCGCAAGCACGCGCUGCUGCACGACCUGCUGAAGCCAGACCCCGCCUGGCCCGAGGCCCCGCCGCCGCUGCAGCUGCUCUACCACAGCACCGCGCCCUGUCUGCAGUACUUCGAAGCCCCCGCCGCCCACGGCACCCACGGCACCCACACCAUCGCCAUCUCCAAGCAGUACCCGCGUCUGCGCGCCGUCCUCGCCUCCCAGUCCCACAACGCCCUGGCCCUCGGCCGCGCCAUCAAGCGCCCCUACUUCAAGGCCCCCAUCCGGAACACGUGGGAGCGACCGAUGCCCCUCGAGCGCGCGGUCAACAACGUCCGCCGCUGGUACGCCGAGACCAUGACGCGCCUCCUGCCCGCACUGCCUGCCGCCGAGUGGGACAGCAUCCACGCCAUGAGCACCGGCAAGCAGCGCAUCGCCUUUGCCCGCCGACGCACGCCAGCCACCCUCGUCGACCUGCCCAGGGCCCUCGCAGACGAAGACGACCUGCCCAAGAGGCUGCAGCGCAACCUCGCCCUCGACAAGCUCAGCAAAGCAGACCGCCCCGCUGGCAUCGACCGCCCACACGCCCUGACCGCCAGGUACAUGCAGCGCCUGUACGCCAAACUCCUCACCCUGUCCUGCAAGCUCGAGUACGACGCGGUGCACAAGCAGUGGAACGCCAUCUGGGGAGAGCCCAUGAAAAGCAUCAGGCCCGUCAGCUACACCGCCCCCGUCGACCACGUCCUGUUUGCAGACGUCGAUGCCAAAGGCCUCCGACCCAAGGCGCACCAGACGAAAGCGAACACGCGGCCGUUGGUGCAGCCACGCACCGAAGACGGCGACUACAUGCGCUUCCCCUUCUUCGCCGAAAUGCUUCCCGCCACGCAUCCCAUGCGCAUCGACUUGGACAAGUGGAAGAAAGAGCGCGCAGAGGCUCACGCCAGCUGGGUAGCCUCGGGCGGUGACGCAUGA
Ascochyta rabiei is the source of this 1317-nucleotide messenger RNA. RefSeq lists its product as uncharacterized. The transcript has a single exon. NCBI's taxonomy places the organism in Eukaryota, Fungi, Ascomycota, Dothideomycetes, Pleosporales, Didymellaceae. The record is from RefSeq and is a predicted model, not a curated record. The coding region runs from base 1 to 1317 and encodes 438 amino acids.